Mya arenaria is the source of this 1419-nucleotide messenger RNA. RefSeq lists its product as uncharacterized. Lineage: Eukaryota; Metazoa; Mollusca; Bivalvia; Myida; Myidae. The record is from RefSeq and is a predicted model, not a curated record. Bases 1 to 495 code for a protein of 164 amino acids. The transcript is spliced from 7 exons.
AUGACGGUGGAUGGUGCCAUGGUGCUGGAGCUGAAGUCAGUCACUUGGUUGCUCAAUGCCCCGGAUGAUCAACCAGGGACUAAUAGAGCUGGACAGUGCCAUGAUGUGAAUACUGUUGAUACUGAUGAUGGGGAUGCUGAUGAUGUGGAUGUUGAUAAUGUUGAUGCCUCCGUUGAUCAACCAGGGACUGAAAUAGCUGGACAGUGCCAUGAUGUGAAUACUGAUGAUACUGAUGAUGUGGAUGCUGAUGAUGUGGAUGCUGAUGAUGUGGAUGCCUCUGUUGAUCAACCAGGGACUGAAAUAGCUGGACAGUGCCAUGAUGUGAAUACUGUUGAUACUGAUGAUGUGGAUGCUGAUGAUGUGGAUGUUGAUAAUGUUGAUGCCUCCGUUGAUCAACAAGGGACUGAAAUAGGUCAACUCGAAGCAGUCGUAAAUGCUGGAAUUGGCACAAACCAUGAAAAACGAACAGCCACAGUCAGAACACCUUGGAGCUAGGCUGAAGAAGACGUGGUAGAAAAUGGCCUUAAAAAGUGUUUUAAGCUUAAUACUCCACCAAAAAUAAGUUAGAAUGUCUUGAACUUAUAAAGAACUUAUAAAGAAGUAUCCAAUUCUUGCCAGGCGAUCAAGGACAAUGGUGAAAGGGUACAUUAGAACAAGGCAACUGGCCUUGCAAUAGGCUCAUCAAAAAGCAAACAAUUAAACAAAUAGAUACUUUAAAUUAUAGAAUAGACUAGAUUGCAUUUUGAUUUAAGCUUUAUAUCUGAAUACCAUCAGUGAUUGACAUUUUCUUUGGAUAUUGUUCUAUUUUUAUUUAUUUUUUAACAAUUAAAAAUUUGAAAUUGAAUAUGGUAAUAACUUGUCCUCAAUUGGAGGUGAUUUUGCUAGAAUUGUCCAUGAUGUUUGUGGUCAUUUACACUCCAGUGUAAUCAAUUGUUUUUUUUGUUCCAUGGUAAAUAAUGGUGUGUGGUAUUGCUUUGUAUUGAAUGCUUCUGUCACUUCUCAGUGAUGUGAUGUUUUUCGUGUUGUUGGAUAAAUUGAUGAAAUGCAAAUGAAAUAUCAUCAUGUAUGAACAUGUCAAACAAAAAUGUAUUAACUUUCUUCUGUUUGCUAUCAAAACGUUUAGUAUUUGUUUGGUUGAAUUGUAUCUAGAGCCAAUGAAUGAAGAUUUGUUUAUUUCUGAAAUUUGAUAUGCAUUAAUUUUUGUAAAAGAAAAUUUUCAGAAAAAAGUAUCUUGGUAUUGUGAUAUGCCUUGGCACCUGUCAGGGCUGUGGGCAUCAUGCAGUAUUUUACCUAGGACAGUAACUAAAUCACUUCAUAUUUAAAUAAAACUUGGUUAAGAUGUUGCCAGGGACAAUAUGCAUGUGUACAUCAAGGGGCAUAACUCUGGCUUUAGUUUGUAUUGAGUUAUGCCUCAUUUUC